CGUUUGCAAUAGAAAACAGACGAUGCGAAAAUGGCGUGAAAUGUAAUCGGGUAAUAAGUUGUCCAUAAACUUUAUAGAAAGAAAUAUGACUUUAAUUCAAGUACGCUGUUCAAAUGUUGGCUUAGAUUGAAGCUAAAGAACUGCAUAUUGAUAUAUGUGGAGAGACGGGGGAAUUAGACGUCACUCUACUCGACUUUGCAGCCCAAAUGGCCACGGAAGGAAAUGGAAAAGAAAAUUUGCGUUCGACUAUUUCAACGACUGCAAUUUGCUCUUCCAUUUUUAGUGGAGUAUUACUUUCUUACUGGGACAACAUACUGGGUCCUAGAAGCCAAAAACUAUGGGUAGGAAAUGACAAAAUAAAAAUUACAGCCGACAUUAUCAGUUUUGUAUCUAGUCACACCCUCAAUGGUGAACUUUGUCGUAUUAGAGAGGAAGGUCAAACGGACACUAAAUUCUAUGUUUUGUCAGACAGAGAAUGCAUAUUUUUUGCAUCUAUAUUUCUUGGAACCGCUAAAGCUGGGCAAACUAUUUACAGUCUAGCUUUCAUCAUCGCAUUAGAAGAUCUAAAUAGAUUUUUGCAACUGCAAACAUUCUUGAAUAAACAAAUUGAGACAAUUGUUAUGAAAUUCAGAGUUUUGCAAGAAAAGAAUCUUCCAAAAUCAGUGAAUAAUUUUUCCAUUCACAUAGAAAGACUGGCGAAUGCAGUAGAGUUAAUCCAGAAAAACAAACUCCCAAUUCAGGAUAUUUUGAUUGGUUGUACAAUCUUUGGAAAUAAAGAAAAAGCAGAUAUUGGAAAACUUUAUGAUUCAAAAUUUUUAAUGAGAGUAAUAACAUCACAUCUGCAAACAUCUGGAUGCACUGUUGUUGUUGGCACAAGAGAGGACCAUGUCAAUUUUGUUCUUAACACUUUGGCCCAGUUCCUAACACCUAGUGAGAGAGCAUGCUCAAGAUAUGCAAUUAGCUCAGAGGAUUGUUCUUAUGAAAGGCAUCUGUUUUUACAAGGAUUACUAAAAGGGACUAAUGGCUAUGAUAUCGAGAGCAAAGAUGUGCUCAUCAACAGUCUGCCAACAACAUUAAUCGACAUUGACACAAGAGAAGUUAAGCAAACCAGUGAACUAAGACUACACCUCACCACACGCUUUGAAUUUCUGAGGCUGUAUCUAAACCAAAUACUUGAAGGAGAGGCUCCUGUUUUUCCAACAAAGGGACUUUUCAAUGAUUGCGAAGAUAUUGCUAUUAUGGUGCAAACCUUUGUAUCAGAGAUUCAACUAUUGCCUGAUAUAGACUCUGUGAGAGAAAGAUACAUCAAAAACUUUUUAUGUCUGUUGAAUCAAAAAGCAACCACGCUGAUCUCUUAUAUACAUGCUAAAUCACUUCGUGGGGUGGAUGUCAUUUCGCUUGACGAUAUUCGCAAGAUGAGAAUAGACCUAUCGUUGCUAUCCGAAGCUGAUUUUCAAAUCGUGCUUGCACAAGCAGAAAAAAACCGACCUGGAAUUGUCCCAUUUCUUUUCAAGACGAUCACAAGAUAUGAAUCCUCUGAACAGGCAAUGAAACAGUUACACGUGGAGCUGAUAUGAAUUUCCCGCCAUUCUUCCGCUGAGAUUUCAAUCAGGAUUAAAAUUGAGAUGAUCAAGAAGAGUUGAUAGACUGGUACUUCGAUAUUUUUGACAUGGAUUUUUGCAAGAACCUGUUGUAUAUGAAAAAGUAUAAUGGUUUCGAACUCUCGAUGGGAAAAAUAUAUUUUUGUAGGGAAUCAAUAACUUGUGCCUAAAAUUUCUUAUCUGUUGAUAUUAGAUUAGUAUUUUUGUAUUAAAAGAAUUUUGUAAAAUGUUGUGAAGUGAUGAAUUGGGUAUUUUA
Molecule: messenger RNA, 1857 nt
Organism: Rhopilema esculentum
Lineage: Eukaryota; Metazoa; Cnidaria; Scyphozoa; Rhizostomeae; Rhizostomatidae
Product: guanine nucleotide exchange factor C9orf72
Biological process (GO): autophagy; endocytosis
Cellular component (GO): endosome; autophagosome
Molecular function (GO): guanyl-nucleotide exchange factor activity
Source: RefSeq, a predicted model, not a curated record